AUGUCGAGCAAACCUGUUAUUGUCUUCGUGCCAGGGGCAUGGCACGACCCCAACGGCUUCCACCUCGUCACAGCCGAGCUCCAAGCUGCAGGAUACGAGACUAGAGGCGUGGACCUCGCAUCGGUGGGCGCUCAAACACCCCUCAAGGACUUCUGGCCCGACGUCGAAGCUAUUCGACAAGUGCUCAAGCCGCUUGCAGACGGCGGAAAAGACGUAGUAGUCGUGGUCCACUCGUAUGGCGGGGUGAUUGGGUGCGAAGCAGUCCAGGGCUUCGUCAAGUCUGAGCGAGAGAAGGAGGGCAAAAAGGGUGGCGUGUCGCACAUCUACUUCUGCUGCGCUUUCGCCCUACCCGAGGGUGUAUCGUUGAUGGACGCCCUCAACAAUCAACCCCUGCCAUGGUUUCGACUCAAUGAGGCUCAGGAUAGCGUCACACCGGCAACGCCCAUCGAGACCUUCUACAACGAUGUCAAGGAGCCGGAGAAGUAUGUCAACAUGCUGAAACCGCACAGUUAUCUCACCUUCGCUUCGAAGGUCACUUAUGCUGGUUGGAAACAUGUUUCAUGCACGUACCUGCUGUGCGAGAAGGAUGAGGCGAUCCCAAUUCAUGCACAGAAGGGCAUGGUAGAGGCUGCGCAACAGGCAGGUGCAGAUAUGAAGGUUGAAACUAUUGAUGCCAGCCACUCGCCAUUUCUGAGCAUGCCCGCAGAGAUGGCACGGUCUAUUAGGAGAGCUGCAGGCGAGUCAGUUUGA
This is a messenger RNA of Cladophialophora yegresii CBS 114405, 750 nucleotides long. RefSeq lists its product as uncharacterized. Bases 1 to 750 code for a protein of 249 amino acids. The transcript has a single exon. The record is from RefSeq and is a predicted model, not a curated record. NCBI's taxonomy places the organism in Eukaryota, Fungi, Ascomycota, Eurotiomycetes, Chaetothyriales, Herpotrichiellaceae.